AUGCGUCCACGAAAGCUUCUCUCGUGCGUCGCUCUACGAGUAGUCUUCGGCGACGCACUAGCCUCCCCAAUUAAAACCGGCAUCGGGGCCGCACUUAUUUCUCGAGCCGCGCUACUUAUUUCUUUCCUCGUCGUAAUUUACUUCCCUACGUCUUUUGCGCAGCCCGCACCUAUUCUCACCCCUCAAAUAUCCGCGCUAGCCAAGCCCUCCGCUUCCGUGCUUCCGCCAGCGCUCUCCCAAGCGUGUCCGCACACGGGGCUUGCGCCGUCCGCAACCGCCAUCGCGUCAACCCGAUGCCCCGCGGCAUCCGCGCAAUCGUGCUGCGGAGCUUGCGCGGAUCUCAACGCCGCGCUCGGACUUGCCAGUGCGAGUUUGGGCGACCUGGUGUCGCUCGUCAGUCCCGAAGCGCUGAGCUUCGUGCAACCCAAUGCUAAGGCGUGCGACGCGUUCAUCGGGCAGACCAAGUGCCUGCAGCUGCUGGAGGACCUCACCUGCGCGCUCACGUGCAACCCAGAUGCGGGCGCGUAUGUGAGCUCCACUGCAGCAGGCACGGCGAUCAGCGUGUGUGACGCGUUUGCACAGGCGGUGAUGGAAGACUGCCAAGGCAUUGACCUCGAGUGGCGCCACACCCCUCCUCCUCCACGCAAUAAAUCCGUCCUCCCUCCCCCUUACUUCCCCUUGCCUUUCCUCCCUCUCCACCUGCCAGUGGGGGAGGUAUCCAUGAGUCGAGUAGCGCCGGACCCAUCGUCCUUCAUGAGCAUAGUGGCAGCGAGCGUGACAUCACUCAUGGGCGCGGCUGACGUCACCAUCACUGUAGAUAACACUGGCUCCCGCGGGAUGACUGCUCCAGGACCCGUCCCCUCCUCCGGCAUGGGCAUAGUGGCAGCGAGCGUGGCAGCACUCAUGGGCGUGGCACAAAUGGUCGCGGCUGACUUAACUAUCACUGGUUCUUGUGUCAACGGCACGGGUCUCCACCCCCGCUACACUGCCUGCUGUGCUGUGACCCUCCCUCCAUACAAAGCUGGCUCACCUACUGCUCGUUCUGCACUCCCUUCCUCCCCCUCCACAGCCCUUCAGAGAUCUUGUUUCAACGGCACUGGUCUUUACCCCCGCUACACCGCCUGCUCGUUUUUCCACCCUCCCUCUCCCUCACUCAUUUUCUCCCCCUUUCUCUUCACUCCUUUCAGAGAUCUUGCUUCAACGGCACGGAUGUGUGACAUGUUCACGGGCAGUCAGAUGUGCGGGCAAGCCAUAGAGGAUCUGCUGUGCGCCAUCACAUGUAACCCAGUCGGAGCUGUCCCCCUCAGCGCUCUCAUCACCUCUUCCGAGUCGUUCCUUAAUGCCAUCGCAGCCAGUGUAAUGAAGGCCAUCGGCUACAGUAACAUUAACAUCGUUGUAGAGAAGGUACAGUGCUGCAUUUGCAUCUAA
This is a messenger RNA of Closterium sp. NIES-65, 1428 nucleotides long. The record is from the annotation of a GenBank genome assembly. NCBI's taxonomy places the organism in Eukaryota, Viridiplantae, Streptophyta, Zygnematophyceae, Desmidiales, Closteriaceae.